Messenger RNA from Tripterygium wilfordii, 939 nucleotides. RefSeq names its product ubiquitin-conjugating enzyme E2-23 kDa-like. Lineage: Eukaryota; Viridiplantae; Streptophyta; Magnoliopsida; Celastrales; Celastraceae. Gene Ontology annotation, biological process: protein polyubiquitination; ubiquitin-dependent protein catabolic process. The coding region runs from base 178 to 717 and encodes 179 amino acids. The transcript has 6 exons. Gene Ontology annotation, cellular component: nucleus. Gene Ontology annotation, molecular function: ubiquitin conjugating enzyme activity. The record is from RefSeq and is a predicted model, not a curated record.
AGGUGGCCUUGAACUUCCGACAGCUUGGAAGUGGACGUGACGAGAGGAGAUUAUGGCGAAGGUAGUGAUAGGCUGCGAAGAAGAGAGAGUACAGUCUCUAACCAGCUCCAGGAGGGUAAGCGCCCCUUAUACGCCGUCGUUGUUUUUUUUAAAAAACUUUAUGGACUCGCUACUUCAAUGUCUUCACCAACGUCGGCGGCAAUCGGGAUGAUGAAGGAUUACCAGGUGCAGACGAUUGAUGAUGGAUUGAACGAGUUCCAUGUUGAAUUCGAAGGACCAAAAAACACUUUCUAUAAGGGAGGUGUAUGGAAGGUAAGGGUGACGUUUCCGAAUGAUUAUCCGUAUAAAUCUCCAUCUGUUGGCUUUAUUAACAGGAUCUACCACCCGAAUGUUGAUGAAAUGUCGGGUUCAAUCUGUUUAGAUGUCCUCAAUCAAAAAUGGAGCCCAAUGUACCAACUGCGAAAUGUGUUUGAUGACUUUCUCCCACAACUUCUUACAUAUCCGAACCCAUAUGAUCCACUGAAUAAAGAAGCUGCUGCACUGAUGAUACGCGAUCUUACUGCUUAUGAACAAAAAGUGAAAGAGCAUUGUCAGAGAUAUGCGAAGAAGCCGGAAGAUGUUGUUGCCAAAGAAGAGGAGAAAUCUAGCGAUGUGGAGCUGACUGAUGAUGAAUAUGACUCUGGUGACGACAAAGCUGCUCGUGAAGCUGAUCUCUGAUUGAAUGCAUUAUGCAGAAUCUGUCUUGGAAAACGAUGAGACAUUCAACUCCUGGAAAAUUAAACCCUAAAGAAAAUAGGGCCGGCAAAAACAUUAAACAUUCAUGCCCCUAUAUUUAGUUUCUAAAUUCUAUGAAGUUUCAGAUAAUUUGUUGCUUUAUAAAAGAUUGUUCACAGAUUGAUAUUUGUUCCCUGUUGAAAUUGGUUUUCGUUUUGUUGGAAA